Molecule: messenger RNA, 945 nt
Organism: Budorcas taxicolor (takin)
Lineage: Eukaryota; Metazoa; Chordata; Mammalia; Artiodactyla; Bovidae
Product: olfactory receptor 9A1-like
Exons: 1
Coding region: 1-945 (314 amino acids)
Biological process (GO): G protein-coupled receptor signaling pathway
Cellular component (GO): membrane
Molecular function (GO): olfactory receptor activity; G protein-coupled receptor activity
Source: RefSeq, a predicted model, not a curated record
AUGUUGAAAAAUUACUCUAGCAUCACUGAAUUUUAUCUCCUUGGCUUCCCUGGCUCUAAAGAACUACACAAUAUUCUAUUUGCCACCCUCUUUUUCUUCUGCUCUGUGACAUUAAUUGGAAACAUGGUCAUCAUCUUGACAGUCUGUGUUGAUAAACGUCUUCAGUCCCCCAUGUAUUUCUUCCUGGGUCACCUCUCUGUCCUAGAGAUCCUGAUCACAUCUGUGGCCGUCCCUGUGAUGCUCUGGGGUCUGCUUCUUCCUGGGAUGCAGGCAGUAUCUUUGAGUGCCUGUUGUGUACAAUUGUAUUUGUACUUGUCUUUGGGAACAUCAGAGUUGUUAUUAAUAGGAGCGAUGGCUGUGGACCGUUACGUGGCUGUCUGUAACCCUUUGAGAUACACCAUCAUUAUGAACAGCCGCACCUGUCUCUGGGUGGUAAUUGUGUCCUGGGUAUUUGGCUUCCUGUUUCAAAUCUGGCCAGUCUAUGCCACGUUUCAUCUUACUUUCUGCAAAUCAAAUGUCUUAGACCAUUUUUACUGUGACCGAGGGCAACUGCUCAAACUAUCCUGUGAUAACAGUCUUUUCACAGAGUUUAUUCUGUUUUUAAUGGCUGUUUUCAUUAUUGUUGGUUCGAUGAUCCCUACAAUUGUCUCCUAUACCUGCAUCGUCUCCACCAUCCUCAGGAUCCCCUCAGGCUCCGGCCGCAGGAAAGCCUUCUCUACCUGUGCCUCCCACUUCACCUUUGUUGUCAUCGGCUACGGCAGCUGCUUGUUCCUCUUCGUGAAGCCCAAGCAAACGCAGGCCGCUGAGUACAACAGGGUAGCAUCACUGAUGGUUUUAGUGGUGAACCCUUUUCUGAACCCUUUUAUCUUCACCCUCCGGAAUGACAAAUUCAUAGAGGCCUUUCGAAAUGUCAUGAAACGCUGCUAUCAACUCCUGAGGGAUUAG